Oncorhynchus kisutch (coho salmon) is the source of this 3604-nucleotide messenger RNA. Its product is annotated as cathepsin F. The record is from RefSeq and is a predicted model, not a curated record. Gene Ontology annotation, molecular function: cysteine-type endopeptidase inhibitor activity; cysteine-type peptidase activity. Bases 738 to 2162 code for a protein of 474 amino acids. Gene Ontology annotation, biological process: proteolysis. NCBI's taxonomy places the organism in Eukaryota, Metazoa, Chordata, Actinopteri, Salmoniformes, Salmonidae. The transcript has 13 exons.
UACAGGGGAGAGGAGGGGGAUGAAUGAGCCAAUUGCAAACUGGGAAUGAUUAGGUGGCCGUGAUGGUUUGAGGGCCCGAAUGAGAAUUUAGCCAGGACACCAGGGUUAACAUGCAUACGCUUACAAUAAAUGCCAUGGGAUCUUUAGUGACCUCGGAGAGUCAGGACACCCGUUUAACGUCCCAUCCGAAAGACUGCAAUCUACACUGCCCUGGGGCAUUGGGAUUUUUUUUUAGACCAGAGGAAAGGGUGCUUCCUAUUGGCUCUCCACCACUACUUCCAGCAGCAUCUGGUCUCCCAUCCAGGGACUGACCCGAACCAACCCCAUUUAUCUUCAGAAGCAAGGCAGCAGUAGGAUGCAUAGGGUGGUAUAUGCAUAUUUCCAGUCCCUGUAGCUCCGCGCACCAUUGUUCCGUCGUUGUUUCAGACAACAAUGGCCGUGUUUCAGAGCAUCAAAACGAUUGCAGGCUACUGCCGACUGACUGAUCUACAAAUCACCCGUGAAUGACUACUAACUAUUGUAGCUCGGUCAGUCAGUCAGAAUUUACCCAUGAUACAUUGCGGGUUUGAUCCUCUCGAACACGGCCAUUGUAACCAUUGUGUAACCAUUUCUAUUUGGGGCGGUCUUCUGAUUUGUUGUGGCAUUGAUAGGUAACUAGGAAAACAAAAAUCCCGUUUUAUAAUCUCACCGUCCACCCUCGGUUGGAGUUUUACUGCUCUACAAACAGACGGGUCAACAUGGACGUCGGAUUUCGCCACCCUGUUCUUCUUUGCCUAAUCCUAGCGGUUUUGGGCUCGGUUCUGGCCGAUUUGGAUGGCCCUUUGAUGGGGGCACCCGGGUCUGCCGUCCGUUUGUCGGAAAACGACCCAGGUCUAAAGAAGGCACUGAAGUUUGCAGAGGACCGCUAUAACAUGGGGUCCAAUGCGAUGCACGUUCGCAGAGUUAGCAAGAUCCUCUCUGCCAGUAAACAGCAGGUGAAGGGUAUCCGAUACAGCAUCACGGUGGAACUAAGUAACACCCAGUGUAAAAAGGCUGCCAGACUGAGGAUCUGUGACUUCUACCCAGAGGAACACAACCUGAAGACAGAGGUAUGUGUGUUUGAGGUCUGGGACAUUCCCUGGGAGAGCAAGUCCACCCUUCUCAAACAGAAGUGCCAGCCAGCAGUUGAUCCCAAACCAGUUGAGACCAACAAAGUUGAAUUUCUGCCCCUCUCCACCAAACCAGUUGAGGAGUCAGUGGAUUCUGUGGAGCUUCUGGGUCAGUUCAAAGAGUUCAUGGUCAGAUACAAUAGGACUUACAGCAGCCAAGAGGAGGCUGACCGGCGGCUGCGUGUCUUCCAUGAGAACUUGAAGACUGCCGAGAAGCUCCAGUCUCUGGACCAGGGCACAGCCGAGUACGGGGUCACCAAGUUCAGCGACCUCACAGAGGAGGAGUUUAGGACUCUGUACCUGAACCCCCUGCUGAGCCAGCAGAACCUCCAGCAGUCCAUGAAGCCUGCAGUAAUGCCCCGUGGCCCCGCCCCGCCCAACUGGGACUGGAGAGAGCAUGGAGCGGUCAGCCCCGUCAAGAACCAGGGCAUGUGUGGUUCUUGCUGGGCAUUCUCGGUGACAGGCAACAUUGAGGGCCAGUGGUUUGUGAAAACUGGCAAACUAGUGUCUCUCUCUGAGCAAGAGCUGGUGGACUGUGAUACUGUGGACCAGGCCUGUGGGGGCGGGCUUCCAUCAAAUGCAUAUGAAGCUAUCGAGAAGCUGGGUGGUCUGGAGACAGAGACUGACUACAGCUACACCGGCAAGAAGCAGAGCUGUGACUUCACCACAGACAAAGUCACCGCCUACAUCAACAGCUCUGUGGAGCUGUCCAAGGACGAGAACGAAAUCGCUGCUUGGCUGGCUGAGAACGGACCAGUAUCUGUGGCCCUGAACGCAUUCGCAAUGCAGUUCUACAGGAAGGGUGUGUCCCACCCUCUGAAGAUAUUCUGCAACCCCUGGAUGAUUGACCAUGCAGUGCUGCUCGUGGGCUACGGAGAACGUCAAGGCAAGCCUUUCUGGGCCAUCAAGAACAGCUGGGGAGAGGACUAUGGAGAACAGGGUUACUACUACCUGUACAGGGGAUCCAGGCUCUGUGGGAUCAACAAGAUGUGCUCAUCUGCCAUUGUGAACUAGGCGAGAACACACACACACACAUUUAUUUCAACAUACAUACAUACAUACAUACACACACACACACACACAUGACCGGAAUAAUAGUUGAUGCCAAUCUUUUCCUGGCACAAAAAACAAACCCAACACCCUCCCCCAAAUAUGUACACACACACACACACCUACAAACUGACCAAACUGCAAUGCUACUCACCCUGCCCCCAUAAUUGUGUAGUCAGAACACUGCACAGUGCACUGGAAGACCUGUUGACACCUUGAAAUAGAAGAGGCAGUAUUCAUUCAUACCUCACCUCAUUCUUCUUUACCAAAACAAACCAGCUCCGAUUAAGUUAUAGUUUCAAGCUAGUACUGAUCUUUUGUUGUGAUUUUACUAUAGGUUUUUACAUAGUUUUUACUAUAGGUUUUUACAUAGUUUUUACUAUAGGUUUUUACAUAGUUUUUACUAUAGGUUUUUACAUUUUUAGCUAGACUGAACAAAAAUAUAAACAAAACAUGCAACAAAUUAACAAUUUUACUGAGUUACAAUUCAUGUAAGGAAAUCAUUCUAUUGAAAUAAAUAAAUUAGGCCCUAAUCUAUGGAUUUCACAUGACUGGGCAUGGGCACACCCACUUGGGAAUAGGUGGGCCUAUGACCAAGUGGGAGGGCAUAGGCACACCCACUUGGGAGCCAGGCCCACCCACUGGGUAGCAGUCAGCAUGCCAAUUGCACACUUGCUCAACACUAGACAUCUGCAGCAUUGUGUUGUGUGACAAAACAACAACAAAAAUUUGUGGGUGUUUAAUGUCCCCAGCACAAGGUGCACCUUUGUAAUGAUCAUUCUGUUUAAUCAGCUUCUUGAUAUGCCACACCUGUCAGGUGGCUGGAUUAUCAUGGCAGAGAGAAAUGCUCACUAACAGGCAUGUAAACAAAUGUGUGCACUUAAUUAGAGAAAUACGCUUUUUGUACGUAUCCCAUUUCUGGGAUCUUGUAUUUCAGCUCAUGAAAGAUGGGACCAACACUACAUGUUGCUUUUAUUUUUGUUCAGUAUAGUAGUCUUUUCGAAUAUUUAAUUUAAUUGUUGUGUUUUAGAUGCCAGAAUUUACCUCUGCCUAUCUCUUUACAAUAACAGAGUCAAAAUGAGUUCAGUAAUGCUUUUUGGUGUCCGUUAUGUUCCCCUGAAUGUGACCACUCUGCUGAUGCUCUAGAAUGAAUGCUUGUGCAUUUUUGCUAGUUUCACCUCUGUUGUAACUUGUUCAGUGCAAUACCAUGUAAUGUCAAUCUCUCCCUUGUUUACCAUUUACAACUUUGCUGUACAACUAGUAUUUAGAAUGAGUGGGUUCGCAUGGUUUCUGAGAUUUUAAAAGGAUCAUACAUUGGCUGAUGUGUAGCCUAUUAACUGUGUUACAUAUUGCUGUGCUGUGUAACUAGACAAACUAAGGUUGAAUAAAACAUAUUUUAGCCUUUA